Molecule: messenger RNA, 254 nt
Organism: Penicillium maclennaniae
Lineage: Eukaryota; Fungi; Ascomycota; Eurotiomycetes; Eurotiales; Aspergillaceae
Product: cytochrome c oxidase subunit 7
Exons: 5
Coding region: 33-254 (73 amino acids)
Source: RefSeq, a predicted model, not a curated record
CCAGAUCUCCUCUCUCCCCUCCAACCGCAAAAAUGUUCCGCACUGUGCCUCGCAUGGCCGGUUUCGUGUUCCGCGAGAACCGUGUCCCCUACUACCAGCGUCUGUUCCAGAACCACGACGGCAAGCGUCAAUGGUGGAAGACCUCCCGUUCCCGCUACAUCAUGUACCCCUACCUGAUCUCCGUCUACGGUCUCGGUGCUGCCACUACCUACGCCAUGUGCCGUAUGGUCUUCGGUCACAAGACUUGGAUCUAA